AUGUCAACAAUAGAUGAUAUAUUAUUAGGAUUACAUGAAUCUUUAAAAAAGUUACAAGAAUUACAACCUGAAAAAGAAGCUGCUAAUAUUAAACCUGUUGUUCCUCAAAAAGACGACAAUUCUUUUACUCCUGAAAACUUGGAACAAAUUGCUGAUGAUUAUAUCAAUUUUACUUAUGAGAACCCAACUAUUUAUCAUGUUGUUGAUUUUUUUAAAAAAGAAUUAAUAAAAAAUGAUUUUACCUACAUUUCAGAACUGGAUUCUUGGGAUGAUGUUAAACCUGGUAAAUAUUUUACAAUUAGAAAUGGUUCUUCAUUAGCUGCUUUUGUUUUUGGUAAAGAUUGGAAACCAGAGUAUGGUAUUGGUGCAAUUGGCUCCCAUAUUGAUUCAUUAACCACAAUUCUUAAACCAAAUUCUACAAAAGAAAAAGUUGAUGGUUAUGAAUUAUUAGGUGUGGCGCCAUAUGCUGGAACAUUAGGAUCUCUUUGGUGGGAUAGAGAUUUAGGUAUUGGUGGUAGAUUAUUGAUUAAAGAUGACAAAGGCAAAAUUGAACAAAAAUUGGUCGAUUCAACUCCGAAUCCUAUUGCACAUAUACCUACAUUAGCACCACAUUUCGGAACUCCAGCUAAUGGUCCAUUUAAUACUGAAACACAAGCUGUUCCAGUUAUUGGUUUCUCAGCUGAAGAUGAUGAUGAAGCUACGGAAAAUGAAAAGAAAGCACCAUUAUUUGGAAAACACUCAAUUAAAUUAUUGAGGUUCAUUGCAAAAUUAGCGAAUGUCAAAGUAGAAAAUAUUUAUCAAUGGGAUUUACAAUUAUACGAUGUUCAAAAGGGUGUUAGAGGUGGUUUAAAUAAAGAAUUUGUAUUUGCACCUAGAAUUGAUGAUAGAGUUUGCUCCUAUGCUGCAUUAAGAUCUUUGAUUAAUUCGGCAAACAAAAAUCAUUUAAAAUCAGACUCUUUUUCAAUUAUUGGUUUAUUUGAUAAUGAAGAAGUUGGUUCAUUAACUAGACAAGGAGCUAAAGGUGGUUUAAUUGAAUCAGUAGCAUCAAGAGUUUUAUCAACCAGUUAUUUUGAUCAUCAAGAAGCUUUGAGAUUGGCUUUUGCUAAUUCAAUUAUAUUAUCUGCUGAUGUUAAUCAUUUAUUAAAUCCAAAUUUUAAAAAUGUAUAUUUAGAAAAUCAUGCACCAAUUCCAAAUAAAGGGGUUGCUAUAGCAUUAGAUCCAAAUGGUCAUAUGGCUACUGAUUCAAUAGGUUUAUCAUUAAUUGAACAGAUUGCUUUAAAAAAUAAUGAUAAAUUACAAUAUUUUCAAAUCAGAAACGAUUCAAGAUCAGGUGGAACAAUUGGACCUUCCCUUUCAAGUCAAACUGGUGCUCGUUGUAUUGAUUUAGGUUUGCCUCAGCUUUCCAUGCACUCAAUCCGUGCUGCAAUUGGAACUAGAGAUAUUGGUUUAGGUAUUAAAUUCUUUGAAGGAUUUUUCAAUUAUUGGAGAGAAGUUUACAAUGAUUAUUCAGAUUUAUAG
Messenger RNA from Insectozyma verbasci, 1518 nucleotides. The record is from the annotation of a GenBank genome assembly. Lineage: Eukaryota; Fungi; Ascomycota; Pichiomycetes; Serinales; Debaryomycetaceae.